Penicillium vulpinum is the source of this 1680-nucleotide messenger RNA. RefSeq names its product MFS transporter. NCBI's taxonomy places the organism in Eukaryota, Fungi, Ascomycota, Eurotiomycetes, Eurotiales, Aspergillaceae. The coding region runs from base 1 to 1680 and encodes 559 amino acids. Gene Ontology annotation, biological process: transmembrane transport. Gene Ontology annotation, molecular function: transmembrane transporter activity. The transcript has 3 exons. The record is from RefSeq and is a predicted model, not a curated record.
AUGCCAGCCAUGAAGAAAACCAGCAGUUACUUUCGGAUACCUCUAUAUCAGCUAGUCCUGUUCCAAGAUAUCAUCACCGAUGGCGUUCUCAAUCACGAGUGGGACGGAAAUGGCACGGCGGAAGAUCCUUAUUUGGUCGACUGGCUUCACGAAGAUGCUCGUGAUCCCCACCAAAUGCAAGAUUGGCUGAAAUGGUCCAUUACACUUCUACAAGCCGCUUCCUUUUUGUCCAUUACUUUUGCUUCGUCUGCACUUUCAGCAGCCAACCCCCAGAUCCAGGAACGGUUCGGAAUCAGCACUGAGCUAGUUGUUGCCGACACCUCGCUUUUUGUUCUUGCCUUUGCCAUCGGGCCAGCUAUCUGGGCUCCACUUUCCGAGCUCUGGGGUCGUCAGGUCAUCUACUUCAUCACGUACGGGUUGACUACACUAUUUGCCGGGGCAACAAUUGCAAGCCCGAACAUUGCGACAUUGCUAGUUUUACGGUUUCUCGCAGGCGCAUUUGGCUCUUCGGCUAUUUCCAAUGCUGGUGGUGUUGUUUCGGACAUGUACACAGCUCGUGAUAGAGGGCUGGCUACAAUUGCUUUUAUUGGAGCCCCCUUCUUAGGUCCUAGUCUCGGACCGAUCACUUGCGACUUUUUGGCAGUGUCAAAAGGCUGGGAGUGGGUUCAAGGACUUACAACUAUAUUUAAUGGGGUGGUGUUCCUAAUUGGAAUUGCUUUCAUCCCGGAGACUUACACUCCAGUCCUGUUGCAGAAGCGCGCUGCUAAGCUCAGUAAAUUGACUGGAGCAGUCUACAAGAGUCGCCUAGACGUUGGCAAUGCAAAUCGGACUGCUAGCCAGACCUUCACCAAGACCAUGGUCCGGCCCUGGAUCUUGCUGUUUAUGGAGCCGAUUGUGCUGCUUUUGUCCAUCUAUAUGGCUAUCAUUUACGGAACAAUGUAUAUGGAGUUUGCUGCCUUUCCAAUUGUCUUUGAAGAAAACCUCAAAUGGCCCCAGAGCACCUCCGGCCUGUCUUUCCUUGGGAUGAUGAUCGGGCAAAUUCUUGGAUGCGCAUAUUCAAUCCUUGACGAUAGCCGGUAUAAGAAAGUCGCCGAUCGCACAACCCACGGUCGCCCACCUCCUGAAGCUCGACUCAUUCCGGCAAUGGUCGGAGCAGUUACCCUUCCCGUUGGACUGUUCUGGUUUGCCUGGACUAACUUUCCCCGCAUCCAUUGGAUCGUCUGCGAGAUUGGAACUGUGCUUUUCGGGUUCUCUCACGUAUCCAUCUUCUUGAGCGUAGUGAACUACCUUGUCGAUGGGUAUACUAUCUAUGCGGCAUCGGCGUUAGCGGGUAAUGCUGUCAUCCGCGCCCUUUUCGGCGCGGCAUUCCCGCUCUUUACAUCGCCAAUGUACCAGAAUCUUGGCAUUCACUGGGCCUCGUCAGUCUCAGCUUUCCUCGCUGUAGCUUGUCUACCAUUCCCGUGGAUCUUCUACAAAUAUGGACCAGCAAUUCGCCGCCACUGUCAGUACGCUGCGGAGUCUGCCCGGCAAUUAGAUGAAGUGGCAGACCGGAUGCGGACGCAGGUUGAGCAGAGAACAGUCAAGGAGAGGUCUGAAAGUGCGAUAGGUGAUGGCCCUGGCUCGACUGGUUCUCAUGAUGAAAAGAAUACUGGUGCAGUUGAAAGAAAUGAGCUAGCGUGA